AUGGACAUUGAUUGUUUAGCCAAAAACAGGGCGGACCACCGGUUCGCCGUCUGGCUUAAGUUACUCGUCGAAAACAACCCUGUGCACUAUGCAGGCUAUCUCGCAGUACACCACUGCAGACAAUCAGCACCGACCGGGAAGCUGCUCGGCAAUGGCGCCUUCAAUGUCUGUUACCUAAUCAAUCUCGAGAAUGGUGAUCGUGUGGUCGUUCGAUUUACCGCCAUCGGAAGAGUUCUUGCCCGCCGCGAGAAAGUCGAGGACGAGGUCGUGGUCAUGCGCUACUUGGCAGCUCACAGCCCAAUCCGAGUGCCCAAGGUAUUUGGUCAUGGAACAAGCGAAUAUGGGCCGUAUGUUGUCAUGGAGUAUAUUGCAGGCAAUUUGAUGAGUGACUAUCUUCGUGAUCCUGCUCAAGACCAAAUUUCGUUGCGGCCCGGCCUGCAUCCUAGAGUGCUCCAAAGGGCUUAUGUUGGCAUGGCGGACAUUCUGCUGGAACUAUCGAAGCUUGAGUUCCCAUUGAUUGGUGCCCUUGGGCAGAAUACUGAUGGUUCUUUCGUGGUACAAAAGCGGCCCGUCACAUUCAACAUGAAUCGAAUUUCGCAGUUCUCCAACAUCCCUCUCUCUGUUUUCAAGCAUUCGACGUUUGAGAGUGCCGGCGACUACUUUGAAGAAUUGGCCCGCCACCAUAUGGAGCAACUUGAACAUCAGAAGAAUGAUGCAAUCGUGGACGAGGCCGAUUGCCGAAAGAAAUACGUCGCCCGAAGCCUGUUUCGCCGAGUGUCUCGAAAACUCUGCGAUGAAGAAUGUAAAGGGCCCUUCCGACUGUUUUGCGACGACCUGUCACCAAGGAAUGUCAUUGUUGACCCAUCGAGGCUUGCAGUCGUGGGCGUUGUUGACUGGGAAUUUACGUACGCUGCUCCUGCAGAGUUCACCUACGCCGCGCCUUGGUGGCUGCUGCUUGAGGCUCCUGAGUGUUGGGACCAAGAUUUGAACGAGUUUCUGGUCCGCUACACACCAAAGUUUCAAGUUUUUAUCCAGGCUCUAAAGGAAUGCGAAACGGAAAAAAUCCGAAAGGGUGCUUUGUCGGAAUCUGGACGUCUUUCAACCAUCAUGGAGAAUUCCGUUGAAUCCGGGCUAUUCUGGGUUUGCCUGGCUUCACGAUAUAGUGCCCUAUUCGACGAGAUCUAUUGGACGUUUAUUGAUGCAAAAUUCUUUGGCACAUUUACCAAUAUCGAGCAGCGAAUUAGUCUUUUGGACCCUGAUGAAAAACUCAGAAUGGAAAAUCUGGUGCAGGAGAAAAUGCUGCAAGUCAACGCGCCAGCGUUGGACGUGCACUACACAAUCGAUGAACUAGUGGAAUUAUGA
This is a messenger RNA of Cordyceps militaris CM01, 1362 nucleotides long. RefSeq names its product Protein kinase-like domain. The transcript has a single exon. NCBI's taxonomy places the organism in Eukaryota, Fungi, Ascomycota, Sordariomycetes, Hypocreales, Cordycipitaceae. The coding region runs from base 1 to 1362 and encodes 453 amino acids. The record is from RefSeq and is a predicted model, not a curated record.